GCCGCAUCUGCGCAAGAAAUGUUAUUGUUUUGAACGAAAAGCGAGCCGAGGGACAUGGGACGGAUUUUUUACGUGGCAUUGCGGAUCUGGAUGAAUAUACUGAAUUAAAAGGAAAACUGAUGUCCUAUCCACAUGCUGCUACAGUAAAAAAUCCCCCAAUCCGAACAAAACAAGAUGAACGUUGGGACCAAUUCCUUGAACCUGUAGGUAGUGAAAUGACCCGAACUAACAAUCUAUACACUGAGUAGAACUUUAUUUGCCUCAUAUUAUUUCAGUUCUUCCAACGACCUAUAAACCUGUACCUGUAGUGUUUACUUUUCUUUUAUUUUAUUUUUUGUUUGAAACUGCUUUGAAAUGGAUGAAAGUAAGAAGAUGGAAGGUCUGGAAGGUGAAGUGAAGGAGGGUGGUGCAGCACUGCUCGCUAGAAGGAGUGGGAGAAAGGUCACAUUAAAUCCGAAAGGUGCUGCAUACCAGUUAGAAACCAAGGAGAAGAGCUAUAAUGUUCUUCUAAAGGAAUUGAAGAAGACAGGAGCUGAACUGUUGGAAGAAGAUGUGUCCGAAAGGGUCAAGGCAGAUGAAGUUCUCCACAAAACAGUGACAAAGAAGGUGAGACAGUGGCUUCAUGGAUAUGUGACGCUCAUGCAAACAGCUAUCGAUUUGCAAGCUCUGCUUCCUGCAGACAGAAAGGAGGAGCAUCUGUCAAGACAUGCAGAAAUAGGGGUAGAGUUGAACCAGAUGAAAGAGGGUGCGGAUGCUUUGCAAAAGGAACUUGCAUUGAUUGAGCAUGAAACAAAGUCUGAAGGUUCUGUGGCAGGAGCUAGUACGACGUCAAGUUCAAUGAGAGCAAACCUCAUGAUGCUGCGUCUCCAGGAUGAGAGAAAGAAGGCAGAAGUGAAGGCGCAACUGAUGGCCGUGAAGAAAAGACAAGAACUUCUGAAGGAAAGACAGGAUCUGGAGCUGAGAGAAAAGGAGUUGGAGUUACAAGUGCAGCUUGACAUUCAAAACGCACAAGAGGAUAUCAGCGAAAAGUUUGAACAAGAACUUCUGAAUGAAGAUGGGCCAGAUGAGUAUCAAAAGGACACACAAGUGAAGACAAAUGUGAAAAUACAAGAGAAGAACUCAGAUGGCAAUGCUCAGGCCGAAGGAAUUUUGACAGGACUGGCACAUAUCAUAUCAAAGUCACAGAACCAGCUGCCUGUUCUUGAACCUGAGGUAUUUAAGGGUGACGUUGAGCAGUUCGCAAUGUGGCUCAAGUCAUUUGAAUGUUACAUUGAGUCAAGGACUACUGAGAGCACAGAAAGACUGCACUAUCUUGCAACCUACACAGGUGGAAGUGCUAAACGUGCAAUUCAAGGACUUCUCCAGUUGAGAAGUGAGGAUGCCUACUCUAAGGCAAAGCAGAAACUGAUUGAAAGGUAUGGAAACGACUUUGUCACAGCAAAUGCCUAUAGGCAGCGGCUCCACAGCUGGCCACAUGUUCGGCCUGGAGAUGGCAAGGCCCUUCGUGAGCUGGCAGAUUUCCUGGAAGGUUGUCUGGUGCAGGGGGGUCUGCUCCCGUGCUUUUCCGCUAUCAAAAACUGGCAAUAGGCUGGCUCAAGGCCGUUUGACAGAGCUGCCGGCGCGCUGAUUGGCUGACGGCUGUAAAUAGGGCGGAGCUAAUAUGGUGACGUCACAGAUCACUCUGCCCGAAGGCCGAUAGUGUUAUAGUCAGUGGA
This is a messenger RNA of Amphibalanus amphitrite, 1715 nucleotides long. RefSeq lists its product as uncharacterized. Bases 355 to 1587 code for a protein of 410 amino acids. The transcript is spliced from 2 exons. The record is from RefSeq and is a predicted model, not a curated record. Lineage: Eukaryota; Metazoa; Arthropoda; Thecostraca; Balanomorpha; Balanidae.